Molecule: messenger RNA, 4318 nt
Organism: Menidia menidia (Atlantic silverside)
Lineage: Eukaryota; Metazoa; Chordata; Actinopteri; Atheriniformes; Atherinopsidae
Source: the annotation of a GenBank genome assembly
AGCUUUCUUCAAGGAGAUUUGCUCCAUGAAUUCCUCGUCCUUUGCCUACAAUCUGUCAAGCGCUGUGCCGACUCGGGACUCACUUAGCACGGCUGUGGCUAAAAAUGUGAUCGUCCUGGCUCUUGGCAUCACCAUCAACUACAUCAACGGCACUCUGAUUCACACUUUCAGAAAGCACCAGAUCUUUUAUGUGAAUCCUCGUUACAUCCUGUUCAUCCACUUGGUGUUGAAUGACAUGAUCCAGCUCACUGCAGCUAUCAGUCUGUUUUUAUUAAGUUAUGUCUUCUAUAAGAUCCAUGCUUCCCUCUGUUGCUUUAUCAUUACCUUUGCUAUCUUCACCACCCUUAACACUCCUUUAAAUCUGGCUGUGAUGGCAGUGGAGUGUUACAUAGCUGUUUGCUUCCCCCUGCAACACUCACGGCUCUGUACCGUUAAAAGAACAUAUGUGCUGAUUUGCUGUAUUUGGGCUGUGAGUGCAGUGUCCAUUCUGCCAGACAUCUUUAUUGUUCUAGCAACAGAGCCUGAAAGGUUAUUUUACUCCACCACAUUUUGUGAUAGGGAAAACAUGUUCAGACACCCAGCUAGUUUGCAGAAGAGAAAUAUUUCUUACCUGAUCUAUCUCGGUGGAGUAUGGCUCACCCUCCUCUACACCUACUUCAAGAUUUUCGUUGCUGCUAAAGCUGCUGAUUCAGCAGAUGGAAAUAUCAAAAAGGCCAGGAACACAAUCCUGCUUCAUGGCUUCCAGCUGCUGCUGAGCAUGUUAACAUUUGUGGCCCCCCUUUUUAAAUUAGCUUUAAUGAAAUGGUUCCCUCAAUAUUACAUACAAAUUCUCUUUGUUUGGUACAUCAUCACCCAGAUAGUUUCCCGUGCAGUGUCCAUUCUGACAGAUGUCUUUAUUGUUCUAGCAACAGACCCUGAACGGUUAUUUUACUCCACCAUAUUUUGUGAGAGGGAUAACCUGUUCAGACACCCAGCUAGUGUGCAGAAGAGAGAUAUUUCUUACCUGAUCUAUCUCUGUGGAGUCUGGCUCACCCUCCUCUACACCUACUUCAAGAUUUUCGUUGCUGCCAAAGCUGCUAAUGCAGCAGAUGGAAAUAUAAAAAAGGCCAGGAACACAGUCCUGCUUCAUGGCUUCCAGCUAUUGUUAAGUAUGCUCACUUUUUUAGCCCACCUUCUAAAAACUGCUUUGGUGAGCUGGUUCCCGAGAUAUUAUCUUCACGUACUCUAUGUUUGCCACAUCUUCAUUCAGAUUCUUCCCCGGUUUGUCAGUCCAAUAGUGUAUGGGCUAAGAGACAAGACAUUUAAGCAGUACUUGAAAAAUGGAGUUUGGCUCACCCUCCUCUACACCUACUUCAAGAUUUUCGUUGCUGCCAAAGCUGCUAAUUCAGCAGAUGGAAAAAUAAAAAAGGCCAGGAACACAAUCCUGCUUCAUGGCUUCCAGCUGCUGUUAAGUAUGCUCACUUUUGUAGCCCCCCAUUUAAAAAUAGCUUUCAUAAAGUGGUUUCCAAAACAUUUUUCCGAAAUACUCUUUGUUUCCUACAUCUUCAUUCAGAUUCUCCCCCGGUUUUUUAGUCCAAUCGUUUAUGGACUACGAGACAAGACACUUAAACAAUACUUGAGAAAUUAUGUCUUCUAUAAGAUCCAUGCUUCGCUCUGUUGCUUUAUUAUAACCUUUGCUAUCUUCACCACCCUCAACACUCCUUUAAAUCUGGCUGUGAUGGCAGUGGAGUGUUACAUAGCUGUUUGCUUCCCUCUGCAACACUCACGGCUCUGUACCGUUAAAAGAACAUAUGUGCUGAUUUGCUGUAUUUGGGCUGUGAGUGCAGUGUCCAUUCUUACAGACGUGUUUCUUGUUGUAGCAACAGAGCCUGAACGGUUAUUUUACUCCACCAUAUUUUGUGUGAGGGAUAACCUGUUCAGACACCCAGCUAUUGCGCAAAAAAGAGUUUUUUCCUAUCUGAUCUAUCUCAGUGGAGUUUGGCUCACCCUCCUCUACACCUACUUCAAGAUUUUCGUUGCUGCUAAAGCUGCUGAUUCAGCAGAUGGAAAUAUCAAAAAGGCCAGGAACACAAUCCUGCUUCAUGGCUUCCAGCUGCUGCUGAGCAUGUUAACAUUUGUGGCCCCCCUUUUUGAAUUAGCUUUGAUGAACUGGUUCCCUCAAUUUUACAUACACAUUCUCUUUGUUUGGUACAUCAUCACCCAGAUUGCUUCCAGGUUUGUAAGUCCAAUCGUGUAUGGGCUACGAGACAAGACAUUUAAACAGUACUUGAAAAAGUAUCUGUGCUGUACCACAAAAAAGGGAACACAGUGGUUUUCACUGCUGUUAAGUAUGCUCACUUUUGUAGCCCCUCUUUUAAAAAUAGCUUUCAUAAACUGGUUUCCCAAAAAUUUUUCAGAAGUACUCUUUGUUUGGUACAUCUUCAUUCAGAUCUUCCCCCGGUUUGUCAGUCCAAUCGUUUAUGGACUACGAGACAAAACACUUAAACAGUACUUGAGAAAGUAUAUGCUGUCAACAACCGUCAGUCGGGACCCCCAACACGUAGCAAUAAUCAAGAAUGUGGUUACUGUGGUCCUCUCGGCCUGCGUCAUCUACAUCAACGGCACGUUGCUGCACACCUUCAGAAAACAUCAGGUUUUCAACAUGAACCCGCGUUACAUCCUCUACAUCCAUCUGGUAAUCAACGACAUCAUCAUGCUGAUAUUGUUUGUGCUUCUUCAAGUCCUGAGUUACGUCUUGUUCACGCUGCACGUGUCUUUUUGCGUUGUGAUGCUGAUGAUUGCGAUCAUCUCCACUCUAAACAACCCCUUAACGCUCGCUGCCAUGGCGGUGGAGUGUUACCUGGCAGUCUGCUUUCCCCUCCACCACCCCCGGAUCUGUACCGUAAAGAAAACCUACAUCGUGAUCGCUGUGAUAUGGACUCUGACCUCUCUUGCGAUCGUCCCGGACCUGUUUGUGAUCUUAGCUGAAAAACCGAUGGAUUUUUUUACCUCCAGGCUCUUUUGCUUGCGGGCGGGUAUUUUUGCAAACCCUCAUCUUCAAACCAAGUACGAUGUGUCCAACAUCUUGUUCCUGGUCUUCGUCUGGGCCACCCUCUUCUACACGUACUUCAGGAUCCUUUUCGCUGCCCAGGCGGCUUCGGCCAACGCAAAGAAGGCAAGAAACACGGUUCUGCUGCAUGGCUUUCAGCUGCUGCUGUGCAUGCUGAGUUAUGUUCACAGCAUCUCCAUUCAAGGCCUGGCCACAUUUUUCCCCGACGACGUUCGAACUAUUCGAUACGUGAUUUCGAUCCUCAUCCAGAUUCUGCCCAGACUCAUCAGUCCAAUCGUUUAUGGCUUGCGAGACAAGAUCUUCAGAAAGCACUUGAGAAAUUAUUACAAAAUAAAUACCAGUUUCUUCAUCAGGGAUACCUACACGACGGCCUUUGUGAAGAACCUGAUUGUGGUUCUGGUCUGGCUCAUCCUCACUUACACCAACAGCACCUUGGUUGCCACCUUUUUUAGACACCAGACUUUCUACGAGGACCCGCGUUACAUCCUCUUCAUCCACAUGGUGAUCAAUGACGCCAUCCAGCUGACCGUCACCAUCACGCUGUUCGUCCUCAGCUACAUCUUCUACAGGAUCAACGUUGCCUUCUGCUGCUUCUUCAUCCUGGUGGCCGUCUUCACCACCAGAAACACGCCGGUCAACCUGGCCAGCAUGGCCAUCGAGCGCUACAUUUCCAUCUGUGAGCCUCUGCGGUACGGUGAGAUCUGCACCGUGAGGAGGACCUACAUGGUCAUCGGGCUGAUCUGGUUCAUUUGCGUGGCUCCGGACAUAACGGACCUGUUUGUGACGCUGGCCACCGAGUCCCCGAGCUUCUUUCACGAGUCCGUGUUCUGCCUGCGCCAGAACGUGUUCAAAGAACCCAUCCUGGCGUACAAAAGGCAAGCGUUUGACAUCAUCUACUUCUCCUGCGUGUUUCUGACCCUGGUCUUCACUUACUUGAAGAUCCUGUUUGCAGCCAGGGCGCUCUCAACGCAGAAAGCAUCAGCCCAGAAAGCCAGGAACACCAUCCUCCUCCACGGGGUCCAGCUGGCCAUGUGCAUGCUCUCCUACAUCUCCCCCAGCGUGGAGAUCGUCCUGCACAUUAUCUUUCCGGGGCGAAUCCUCGAGAUCAGAUACGCAAACUACCUGAUCGUCUACAUCCUGCCCCGCUUCCUGAGUCCAAUCAUCUACGGUGUCAGAGACAAGAAGUUCAGGAGGUACCUCAGGAUGCACCUCCUGAGCUUCAUGUGCAGGAACUCAAGGAAAGAAGUGGUCCCCGUCAGCAAAGACAAC